UGGGUGGUUGGCCAUUUUUUUCAAAUUGGAUACGCAAAAAUUUCAGUUUAUUGUUAAACGUCGAAACGAACAGAUAUGUCAUAGAAAAUCGACGACGACGACGACGAGGAAGCAACAACAACAAUUUCAAAAUAUUUUCUUAUUUUUUUCGGUUUCGGUUUCGGGUUUUCCAAAAACGGUUUGAAAAAUUCGCCACCUCAUCGAGUCUUGGAAAAUGGCUAAACUUGGUUUGGCCGUAAUGGCCAUUUUCGUCGUGAACUCCCUGCUCCUUGGGGUCAGGGUGAGAGCACAGGAACCUGAAUUCAUGGAGGUAACGGGAGAAACUGAAAGCUCCAAGGAUGAUGUUGCGGAUUCCAAGGAGAAUUCAAUUUCAGAAAAUUCCCUGGCUGCCGGGGAAAAUUCCCAAGACUCCUCCUCCAACUCCCCAGAGGUCGUGUCAAGUUUUGAAUAUUUCUAUGACGAGGAUGAUUAUCUGCCGGCCUUGAAAGAGUUCGAUGUGGGCCUCCUGGAGGACAAUUGCCAGCAGGGAGAAUGCCAUGAUUUCCAAUAUGACAAUCCCGCAGAAGUGGUUUAUUUUGAAAAGAAGCCAGCCAUACGUUUCACCUCGGACACCACCUAUGUUUUCAAGAGGCCCCAAAGCUAUGAGGUUCUGAAAUUUCUCAACUCCAAAUUUGCCAAUUUCCCGCUGAAUCUUUUCUAUUCCCUGAAAAUCGAGGAGCUGGAUAUGCGUAACUGCUCGAUACAGAAUAUGAGCUGGGAGAAUUUCCUUAUGGCCAAUAGCUUGUCGAUUCUGCUGCUCUCGAACAAUAAGCUAAGGGACAUUAAGCCCAGCACCUUUAAAUUGGCCGAGAAUCUUGCCUUCCUCUUCCUCGAUGGCAAUAGAAUCGAACGUCUUCAUCGGGAUUCGUUUCAGGACAUGAAAAAGCUUUUCAUGCUCGAUCUGCAUGACAACCAACUGAGUACCUUGCCCAAGGGGAUCUUUGAUUCUCUCGGCGCUCUGCAGGAACUUAAUUUGGCUGGGAAUAAAUUGAGUAUUAUCAACAAUGAGUUAUUCCUCAACAAUCCCCGCCUAAGAAGUCUCCAUUUGGAUGGCAAUCGCCUGCAACAGCUGGAGGAAUAUUCUUUGCAGGCCCAAAAACAAAUGGACUUUUUGGAUCUGUCACACAAUCCGAAUCUGCAAAGCCUGGUGGCCAAUAUGAAUGUUGACCAUCUUUGGGUUAGGAAUUGUUCCAUCGCCCGGGUGAAUAUCUAUGGCAAGGUACACCACGUGGAUUUGGAAAGGAAUCACAUAUUGGAGCUAUAUUUCUCCCGGCCAGAUGCCCUGAAAACCUUGAGGCUAAGCGAUAAUUCGCUACAGCAAAUUUCCUCUCUAAGUCAGGCCACCAAUCUGGAGUACUUUGAUGUCUCCAAUAAUCCGCAUUUGAAAACCCUACCCGAAUAUUGGGAAACCGAUUCCCUGCAGACGCUGGAUCUCAGCAAUACCAGCCUUAGUAACAUUCCCAUUGCGAUACUCUCCGCCUCGGAGCGUUUGAAAUCUCUAAAUGUCAGUCACAAUCGUCUGACCCAUUUGGAUCCCGAUCAAUUUCGUUAUUUCGAGAAACUUCAACAUUUCUAUUUGCAUGGCAACAAUUGGAAUUGCUAUAGUCUCCAGCUAAUGAUGGAUAUGCUGAUUCGGCCCUGGAAAAUUGGCUAUACCAUGGAUGCCUAUGAUCCAGAGUAUCCCGGGGAAUAUAUUGGUGGCAUUAAGUGUAUGUAUCGCAUAGAAGAUCCCCAGGAAGAAGAUAAAGACACGGAGGAGGAGGAGAGCAAAUAUGCCCAGAUUGCCUCAAAAGAAAAUCUAGCCCUCAACACUCUAGCCGCCCGUCUUAGCCAGGACGCCCAGGAAUUUACUGAUGACAUUAUCAUCCCAUCGGAGGAAACCCAAGGAGAUUCUGCCCAAUUCACCCUCAGCGAAGUGGACACCUUGCGCAAUGAAUUCAAAGCCAUUAUUGGCAUUUAUGAACAGAAAUUUAAAUUUAUGCUGCAAAAAAUGGAUGAUCUAGAUCGCCGGCUCAGGGUUUUCGAGCAGUACAAUAAGAAUCUACAGCAGAUUACAAUUACCGUUUGAGUCGAAUUUAUUAAAAGUUUCCCCAGUGAUUCCCCAGAGACAUUUAUAACCCAAAAUCUGUAUUAUUUACUUCAUAUAUAUCUGUAUUUUAUUUUCUAUUUACUUAACUGUAGUUUAGUUGGAAUUUGUAUUACGAAUAAAUGUUGGUACGAUCGAAAGAGCACUCAUUUUAAUGAAUAUAUAAUAAAGUUCAUAAAAUUAAUGUAAUUAUUCAUAGA
Messenger RNA from Musca domestica (house fly), 2325 nucleotides. RefSeq lists its product as uncharacterized. Gene Ontology annotation, cellular component: extracellular matrix. Gene Ontology annotation, molecular function: protein binding. Bases 215 to 2107 code for a protein of 630 amino acids. Lineage: Eukaryota; Metazoa; Arthropoda; Insecta; Diptera; Muscidae. The transcript has a single exon. The record is from RefSeq and is a predicted model, not a curated record.